Messenger RNA from Pneumocystis carinii B80, 4935 nucleotides. RefSeq lists its product as hypothetical. The coding region runs from base 1 to 4935 and encodes 1644 amino acids. The transcript is spliced from 19 exons. Lineage: Eukaryota; Fungi; Ascomycota; Pneumocystomycetes; Pneumocystales; Pneumocystaceae. The record is from RefSeq and is a predicted model, not a curated record.
AUGGAUAUUGGCGCAUACAAGCGGUUAACGCUUGGAGAAAUGGGUCGGGAAUCAUCUGUUACGGUUAAUCAGCGCGCAUUAAUUGGUAAAGAAACAAGAUUUUGGCACGAUAUGCAUCGGAAUGUAUGUUUAUGGGUAUUUUUGCAGGAAAAUGACAUAUUAGAUACACUUUUUCGAGAGCUACUUCAGAAUUCAGAUGAUGCAUGUUCACGGCAUGUAGAAAUACAUUAUCAGACAUUAGAUGAUGCUCUUGAGUAUGAUGACAUGUCGCAGAUAACGAAAAGAUUAUGUCGUCAAUUGGUUUUUAAGAAUGAUGGUGUUAUAUUUAGGGAGGAGGAUUGGCAGAGAAUAUCUCGGAUUGCGGAAGGAAAUCCAGAUGAAGAAAAAAUAGGGGCAUUUGGUGUUGGGUUUUAUUCUGUUUUUUCUAUAUGUGAAGACCCAUUUGUUAUGUCAGGGGAUCAAACGAUGGUAUUUUAUUGGAAAAAUGAUCAAUUAUAUGUAAAGCGUGCUGUUAUAAAUGCAGAGGUUCCUAUGACUACAUUUUUAUUACAAAUGAGAGAGCCGAUGGAAAUGCCUUAUAUAGCUGAUUUGUCUCGAUUUUUGACGACAUGUUUUUCAUUUACACGGAAUUUAUUGAGUAUUUCGCUUUAUUUUGAUGGUUUCAAACUGGUUACGCUUUCAAAAUCAAAAGAAUUGUCUCAAUCGAUACCUAUUCCAAAAGAUUUGAUAUUAAUUUCGCCUCAAAAAAUUAUGCGUAUUGAUUCUGUAGCAAUAGAAUCGUUAAAAAUCCGUGCUACUUAUUUAAAUUUUGUCUGUUCGCAUUCUAAACGUUCUGGUAAAUCAAUAUUAAGGCUUAAAUGGGUCGAUAAAUUUAAUCCUUUUAAUCAUGAUACUCAUGAAGAUAUGGAUCCGAAUCUUGAAGUAACAUCUGAUAUCACUUUAAGGUUGAUUUUAGUAAUGCUUUUUUUUAGGAUUGCGAGCGCAAUGAUUCAAGUAUCAAUUAGCCCUUCAUAUAGAAAAGAACUUGAGAGGAUUACAAAAAAGAAGCCUCCAAAAAGUACUAGGGUUCAAUUGCUUUAUUCGGAUCAUCUAGGAAGUAAUGUUACGUCUCGCUCGAAGAUUUUUUUUUCGGAUCUUUUAACAUGUCAUAAACAAGGCAAUGUAUAUAUUGGGUUUUCUACACAUCAAACAACAGGAUUCGGUGCUCAUCUAGGAGCUUCGGCUUUGAUUCCUACUGUUGAAAGAGAGAAUAUUGAUUUGGUUGAUAAGUUUGUUAAAUAUUGGAAUAAUGAAAUACUUUAUUGUUUUGGGAUAUUGUCCAGAAUCAUUUAUCAUUAUGAAAUUCAACGAAUUGUCGAUCAUUUUCAAGAUGAUAUAAAGACUCCUUUUAUAUAUAUUAUGAAUAUGUUCACCAUGGAAGCUUCGACACCAUUACCGAUCAGUAAUAUUAUUGAAGAGGCUUUUUUCUCAUGUUCAAAGUCCUAUUCUGUUCCUUUGAUAAUUGAUAAAGUUAUUUCAUCUGAUAAGAUAUAUCUACCGGAUUCCAAUAUCGAUUUCUUACCUGAAAUGCCUUUUAUUUCUCAUGAUGUAUUAUUAGAGUCUUCCAAAUUUUUCGAUAAGUUAAAAUAUAUGGAUAUGAUUAAACAGAUAAGUUCUGAUGAUAUUUAUAACGAAUUAUCUAAAACGGCACUCACAAUUAAGAAUACUGUUUCUUUUAUAAAGUGGUUGAAUAAGAAAUCUAAUAUUGAUUAUAUAAUGCGUCUUAAGCUUAUAGGAGCUGUAGUUAUUUUUGAUGAACACCUGGGAACAAUUAGUCUUUCUUAUUUGAGAUGCUAUUUAGAUACUAAAUUGAUACCGUCAGAUAUGCCGUUACCUCCUACAUGUGCUCCGUAUAUUUUAACAAAGAAUCUUUCUCCCAGCGAACUUGAAAUUCUUGAUUGGAAGGAGUUAAGCAUAUUAGAAUGGUUACAAUAUAUAUGUUUAUCUUCAAUUUCUUUGACAAAAAAUGACAUUAAUCAUUCUCCUCAAUUUGCUUUGCGAGUUUUAGAGACGGUCUCAAAAAGUUGGGAAGAAAUAGAUUACGCCGAUCGCAAUGAUAUAAUUAUGCUUUUGAACUCUAAGACUUGUAUGCCAACUAAAAAUCAUGGCAUGCGAAUUCCUUCUGAAACAUAUUUUCAUACGGUAACAUUAUUCUCAGAUCUUUCUGUAAUCGAGCCUAUGACUGGUAUAAAAGAAGCCUUUUUGUCCGAUUUAGGUGUACGCAAAACUGUCGAAUAUCAAGUUAUUUUUGAUAGGUUAAUAGGGGGUGGAGAAUGGUCACAUAUAGAUCUUAUUUGUUAUUUAGCAAGUUCUAAAGAUUGUAGUAUUCCUUCAUCUGAUUUCGAGAAACUUAAAAAAACUUCUAUAUGUAAAAUUGAGGGUGAUUCUAAGCAAACAUACCGUGUCUGCGAGCUUUAUGAGCCAAUUGAUUCUUUGAGGGCAUUAUCUUUGCCCAUUAUUCAAUGGCCUCAAAAUAAAUGGAAUCCGUCAUCUAAUGAAGCACUUUUACUCUUUUCACUUGGGCUUAAGCGAUUUCCUUCUUCAGAAGUAUUGGUUAAUCUUGCUGCUUCAGGUCCAUCUGAACUUCGAGAAAAGGCUUUAAGUUUUUUUAUUGCUAACUACUAUACUUAUGACUAUAAGUCGACUUAUUCCUUCUCCGAAUCUAAAUUAAAAUUCUUACCUGUUCAAGAUAAUAAUAAGCAAAGUAAUUUAGAGAGUCCUACAACAUGUUUUACCAAUAAGUUUUGUUGCGUUUUUGGAUUUAGAAUUUUAAGAUAUGAUUUGAUUCCAGAAGCUAAGAAAUUUGGUGUGCAAAAUGAUCCUAAUAUUGACGAUGUUGUUUCUGUUUUGGUAAAAUCUCCACCUAAUACAAUUGGACUUGCUCGAGCUCAAUUUGAAUACCUCGCUUCUAGGCUUGGAGAAUUUAAAAGACCUGUUUUAGAUAAGUUGAAUAAAGUAAAAUUUAUUCCUACUCAAAAACAUAAUGGAAAUGAAAUAAGGCAUUUGAGUCCCGAUUUAUGUUUUAUUCAGGAAGAGGAUUCUGUUUUUUAUAAUCAAAUAUUUGAUUUUGUUGAUUUUGGUCAUAAGGCAAAUGUUUUUCUAAAGGCAUGUGGCACUUUGUCUCAACCGUCAUUUCCUCAGCUGGCUGAGUUACUUCUUAAAAAUCCUAAGCAUAUAUUUGAUUUGGUUAAGACACCUGAAAAAUAUCAAGAUAUACUGAGAAAACUUGUUAUUAGCAGCUAUUUUCAUAAAAAGACUAAAGAUAUAUUUCGUGAUAUGGAGAAUAAACCUUUUCUUCUUGCAUCUAGGAAACGAAAAAAUAAAAUGAUUGGAAAUAAGAUGUUUUCCGAGAAUCAGGAAACUGUAGAGUACUUACUUUCUGAUGCCUCUUCUAUUUUCAUUGUUGAUGAUGUUGUUUCUUAUAAUUUGUUUUCUGAAUUUAUAUUAGCAGCACCUCAAGAGGACAUUUUGGAAGAAUUUUACCAAUCUUUAGGGUCUAAACGUCUUUCUUCUGUUGUUCGAGAAGAAUAUAAAUUUAAAGGUCCAAAAAAAGAGAAUUCUGACUCAUAUGCUCUUAGAAAAUUAUUUAUCGAUCGCUGUGGUUUAUUUUUGCAUGAAACAUCAACUGUACUUCUUCGUAACAUAGAUUGGCUUGCUUCAAAAUUGAAUGUAGCUUAUCUUGAGGACAUAAAAUUACAAAGAAUAUUGAAGUUUAAAAAUAUAGAUCAUUCUUAUGAGCAUUCAGUAACUUGUGCAUUGGAUCCUGAAUUUGAAUGUUCUAUUUAUCUUACGAAAAAUUGGGAUUCGUAUGAUGUUGCUCAAGUGUUAUGUAAAAUAUUGCUUGAGAAGCCUGCAAUUCAUGAUCCUUUACUUCUUUCAUCACUUAUAGCUACUGAUCUGAACGUACUGCAGCAAAGAGGAUAUAAUGUACAAAGGAUUUUGUAUUCUCAGGAUUUAAAGAAAAAAAAAGAAGAAGAAAUUCAGAAAAUAAAUUUAAAACAACAUGAAAUCGAGAAAGAAAUGGAGAAAUAUUCCGCUGAUUCUGAAUUACAAAAUAUUUCAUCUAUAAAAUAUCCUGGGUCUUAUCCUUUUGAAGAUUUUAAGGAUAAUAGUAGUAAUUAUGAUUUAAGUCUUGAUAAAAAUGAGACGUCUUCUUUAAUGAAGAAAAAACCAGAAUUUUUGGAGAAAAAUAAUUCUAAAGAUUUUAAAAUGCUUUCAAAGUUUCAAAAACUGUAUGGCUAUCAGAAUAAUCACGAAAAGCAACAUAAGGAUUUUUUAUAUGAAAAUGUUUCUUUGUUAAAGAAUUUUUUUAUGAAAAAAGUUAAACUAAGGAAUAAUAUGCAUAUAAAACGUCCUGUGGAUUAUGAGCAAAGUGUUGUUUCAAAUCUUCAUCAGGCAAUUAAAGCAUGUAGAAACAACAAUGAGUUAUCGGUGUGUUCGCCUAUAGAAAUUGUUGAUGUUAAGGAGGCUAAAGAUGGUUAUUGUAAUAUUUCUCAUUCUCAUGAUUUGAAAUUUGUAAAUCGAACUACUGAUAACAUAAAUGUUUAUGUUUCAAAGGAUAUCCAUUCUGGUGAAUCAUUUAUAAUGAAUAAUAAAAGUAAUAUAGAUUUAUUCAGUUCUCUGAUAUUGAAGAAAAUAUCGACUGUUUUUGGUUUUAAUACUUCUGUUCUUAAUAUUUUUUAUGACGAUGAUGGACCAGCCAUUGCUUUUAAUAAAAAUGGUUCUAUUUUUUGUAAUUUAAGACAUUAUAUAUUAUUACAUUCCAAAAAGCUUAUUUCUGGGAAUUCGAAAGAUGUUCUUGCAUUUUGGUUUGUCACUAUUGCGCAUGAGCUAUCACAUAAUAUUGUUUCUGAGCAUGGGCAUGUUCACAGUUUUUAUACGUAUGUUUACAAGUAA